AUAAGCAAAAACAGAUAGCGUUACCAAUCCGCUGUGCACAUUUAAAAAAAGCAAAGGACAACAAUACGCGAUCGAGUACAGUGAAAAAUUGGUGAAAUGGUGAAGUUGUGUCGUGCGUAUAUUUAGAACCAGAGUGUACGAUGUUGGAAGGUGGACGUGCAGUGAUUUGGCUCCUUGUAUCAGCCCCACGAGCUGCACGCCACCCGAAAGAUUCACGUACUAACCCAGUUGCACCUGUUUGAACCCACCAGUUGCAGAGUCUGCACCGUAACCCCAUGACGCAUUUAACACAUGGCCCGCCUGGAGAUACCAAGUAUAGUGGUGCAUAAAGGCAGCAGGUCGCACAGCCGACCUGACAGUCCCACGGUGGUGGUGCGAGGAGGUAUGCCCACACUGCCGUCCUCCAGGCAAGGCUUCGUCGCGAGUGGCUCGAACGCGUCGUAUCAGAACAGCACGGAGCCGGAUAUGUUGGACGGGAAUGCCAAUCCGAAUGUCGGCUCCUCUCCCGCAUCGAAUUCGCACCAUCGUGGCGGCACACCCUCCUGCCCCCCCGACAACAAAUCGGACACAGAGAACAAAAACUUUCGCAACAGGACGAGUACGAAAGUGAAGUUGCUGGUGAGGAGUCAUGCUAUGAGAGAGUCGACGUCUCCCCCGAGGGAGGCGCACAACAACGGUUCAUCAUCGUCCCCGCACAGCCCGCAAUCGGUCGACGGCGAGAAGAAGUUCGUUGGAAACCUGUCUCCCAAUUCCGCUAACGCGAAGCUCAAUAACAACGAGCCGAUGUUCAACAGCAAUCUUUGCCCGAAUCAGUCCCCGAAGCAAAUGCGUAACACAGCCACCUCACCCACCUAUCGAACUCCGUCACGAAAUGGUAACAAAAUGGCUUGCCCCGCACGUUUACUUCAAACGCCCGUGUCCCCGACCAAGUCCGGCCAACCGCUCCAGCACUCGCCCAAGAGCACGAACCUGGCGCAGAACAGCAAUCAUCAGCACUGCAAGUCGGAGCAGCGUAGACCGAGCACGUUGAACGUUUGCAACAGCCAAUGCUCGUCGACCCAGUGCGGCAAUACCCUGUCAGUGAGCAGCAGGCCUGGCUCGCGGCACAAGUUGAGACAUCAGAAUUCUUCCCAGGGUAGUUUCGACAGCGCCUCCCCUUGCCUCUCGCGAGAUAGUAGUACGGAAUUGUACACGGACAGUACAGGGAUAGAUCUGGAACAUUUCAUCGCGGAGACCAUAAAUCGUAAUCAGAAGGAUCGAACAGUGCUGUUGAAAAUCGAGAAAGAUCUGAUAGAGUUCGCGAGGGACAAGCAGAAAGUCUGUCACAAGUUUCCGAACAUGUCCUCGUACAACAGGAUGUUGGUGCAUCGCGUGGCCGCUUACUUCGGUAUGGAGCACAACGUGGACCAAUCAGGUUCAAGCGUGAUAGUGACGAGGACGAAAAACAUGCGAAUACCGAACACCCGUUUCAAGGAGCACAUAAGGGACGAUUUGAUAUUAUCCGAGGAGCCGAGGAGAAGCAUAUUGAAGAGGGACUCGAACUCGUUCGAGGACAGUUUCAACUUCAAAUCGCCGGAUAGAUUGUCGGGCGAUUAUUGCCGGCAGAACAAGAGUUUCGAGGAGAGGGAGGAGGAGUACGAGCGCGCAAGGCGAAGGAUAUUUAAGGAUAGCAGCGGGGAGAGCAGCGAGGUUACAUCCUGGCCUUACUGGUCCUCCUCGGAAAGCUCCGACGCCUCUGCGAGGUAUCGUUUGUUACAUCCGUCGGAUCACACGAUCAUGAGGCAAACGAAGCUCUUGAAAGGAGAAUCUUUAGAUGGAAGGGAAUCCUGUCGGGGUUCGGUACUGAGACCAUCCGUUUCCAAGUCCUUUAGCUUCGGUGGUUAUACCAGGGGAAUGCUUUCUAGAGGGGACAGUGUUACAUCUACUCAUAGUGCAGGAGCUCGCCUUAUGAAGCAAGACUCAGGUGCUAGUAUGUGUUCACGGCUUAGCCCUUCGAGUAGCGGUUAUAAAUCGCAAAGCCAGCGCAGCGAUGCCACGAUAUCACCGUCUCCAUCGCCAUCUCCCGUGGCAACGAUGACCUGCAGUCAUACCCAAGUAUCUAGUCAGGAUCUCGCCUCCCCGGAACCGAAUAAUCAGACGGUAAUGUGGGCGGUUACCAGUAUAUCGAGCGUGCCGCCGGGUAGCAUAAUUAUUAAUCCGCAAACGAAUCAACCGUACACGAAUCCGGAUGGUUCGAUUUAUCGCUUCGAUCCAGAGAAUCCACCUAAAUUUUAUACAUCUUCGUUGUCUCACGAGAACGAGAGAAACGAUAACGUGUCGCCCGCGAAGAUUAUAGAAACAUCCGAGCCAUCGAAAAUAACGGGUAAAAAUGAGAAUAGAAAGAGAUCGCAAUCCAACAAGCACAACGGUGGCAACAAUGCAACGACAGUGACCCACGUGACGAACUCGGCAACGUCGCCGAGUUUGCCGUUCACCCCACCACCUCGAGAUAAUCCAGGACCAUUGCGACAGCAACAGCAACAGCCGCAGCAGCAACAAACUCUAGUCAAAUCGUCGUCGACGGUGCAAACUUGUAAUCACAACCAAGCAGCUCAAACAUACGCGACCUACGUACCUACCUCAGAACCGUUCAACCAGGGUGUCUAUCCACCACCCCAUGUGGGACAACAGACUGUGAUGAUGGCCCCCCAUCCGAGUCAGAGUCAGGCGAAUGUUCAAAACAAUGGCCAGAGCGAUGUGUUUAACCAGAAUUCGGUUUACGCGAAUUAUGCAGCAGUACCUGUGCAGCAAGGACCAGUAUCGCAGACAACGGAGAUAACCGAAUUGUCCGGAUAUUUUAUGGGCAUGAGCAUCUACGAUCAACGUGUAACUGGUGAUAAUCAUUCUACGCCACCGCACUCUUACCCGCAACCGCAACCAUCUACUACGAAUCAAACGAAUCUGCAAAAUGUGCAGACGAUGCCGCAAAAUUAUUGGCAACCACCACCUAAUUCCGUACUGCCGCAACAAACAAUGUACUUCGUACCUCCGCCUGGUGCGGCACUUUCGGUUAGCCAAGGUCCAGGCGAUAGACAACAGUUGCACCAGCAACAAAGAUUUCCAACAAAUUAUUCUUUCAAUGCACAAACUAUGACUCCUCCGAGCCAAUCGAAUUCUAAUUACGUGGGUACUUAUCCGGUCCCUUACAACUCGAUGCCGGCUGUGACACCAGCACCAGGGGAUUACACGUAUCAGCCACCGGUUCACAUGGUCCCUACGUACUAUCCACCGAGUCAAACGACGAUUCAACCACCACCUGUCAUGUACAGAGUACCGACACCACCAAAUACUCCAACCUCUAAUCAGAUGCCUGGGGUGCCAUUGAUGUAUGUCAACUCCGGCAGCUAUCCACCACCAACGAUGGUAUCCAAUGGGACUUUUGGUCAUCAGGUCGGACACAAUGGCACAUCUCCAGCGCCUCCUGGAACUUAUAUGACUCCUGCGCUGGUUCCCAAUCUCGUGUUUAGGCAAAAUGUUCCCGUCGUUGCUGGUGUUCGAGCUUCAACGCCAGGUAAUUCUCAGAAAACGAGCAGGUCGCCGACUCCAGCACACGAGUUGUUCGGAAGUGGGAGCGGGGACAGAAGCGCACAACCCCAACCACGCUACCCACUGCCAAUGUAUCAGGGUGUCCAUAUUGUCCAAGGAGAUAUGAGAUUGAUGCAUCCCGCAGUGCCAGCUAAUCCGCGAUUGCAGUAUGCGCCAGUACCAUCACCACCUGUUGUUCAAGGUUGUCCACGACCGUAUCGACCACCUUCUUAUUCGUCGAACACCUCAGGCGCUGGUACACCCACAUCGUUCGAUGGGAGAAAUCAGAAAAUUCGUAAACAGAGGUCCAAAGUAACACCGUUGCCACUAACAGGCGCGCGGCCCAAUCUUUAUCAGACUCCUUCCAUGCCGUCGCUCUCGUCUAACGUUCCGAAAGAUAUCAGAGAAGGGACCGUGAAGGUGACAAUCACCCGUCGAAACCAACUGGUACAAUAUUAAAUACUUGGGCCAAUAUUUGAAUAUGGAGGAUCAGCAGAACGAAGGAUGUAAAAGAAAAGACAAUUGAAUCGUUGAAACAUGCCGAUUGAAAAGAACCGAAUGAAGCAGCUCGUGGUUAUACCGAUAUACAUACACGAUUCUUAUUAUUAAAUAUUAAUAAUACUUUUGAUUAAAUAUCUAAGGAAAAAAAAGAGAGAUAUAAAAAGCAUACACUUAAUAGGAAAUUCAAAUCUUGUUACAAAUCGGGAAAGGAAUAAAUAAGAAAGAGAAGUGUAAUUAUAAAA
Molecule: messenger RNA, 4307 nt
Organism: Apis dorsata (giant honeybee)
Lineage: Eukaryota; Metazoa; Arthropoda; Insecta; Hymenoptera; Apidae
Product: cAMP-regulated phosphoprotein 21
Exons: 15
Coding region: 292-4023 (1243 amino acids)
Molecular function (GO): nucleic acid binding
Source: RefSeq, a predicted model, not a curated record